AUGGGCCGCGAAGAGCAGGUCGAGGAGCGCGAGGUGCUCGACUCCAUUUUCCCCGAAGAGAUUACAGAUAUUUCCGACACCGCAUACCGGAUAUCGAUUAACUUAGAGACGCCCGAAAGUGACGCCCGAGAUGAGGAAGAAACCGAGCAGCCAGUCCUGAUUCUUCAGGUAUCAUACCCACCAGAAUAUCCCGACGUUGCCCCGGACCUGGACAUCACGGCCCCUCCAAAUGCGCCCAAGCACCCUCUGCUAGACAUCCAGGAAGAUCGUGAUCGGCUCCUUGAAGCUUUACAGCCAACUAUCGAGGAAAACUUGGGAAUGGCUAUGGUCUUCACUCUGGUCAGCACUUUGAAAGAAAGUGCCGAACUGCUCAUGGCUGAACGGGCGAACGCUGUCCAGGCCUUGAAAGAGAUGGAAGCUGCGAAGGCCGAAGAGGAGGAGAAUCGGAAAUUCCAGGGCACAGCGGUGACUCCUGAAACAUUUCUAGAGUGGCGAGAGAGGUUCAGAAAAGAAAUGGAAGAAAAGGAGCAGAGGGAGCGCGAGGAAAAAGAGGCGGACGAAAAGAGGGCAAAGAAGGCACUGGUCAAAGAAGAGAAGAAGCUUACUGGCAAGCAAUUAUGGGAGAGAGGUUUGGCAGGGAAAGCAGACUAUGAUGAGGAUGAUGAGGAUGCUAUUCCGGCCGCUGUUGAGAAGAUGAAAAUUACUGCAUAA
Molecule: messenger RNA, 711 nt
Organism: Aspergillus lentulus
Lineage: Eukaryota; Fungi; Ascomycota; Eurotiomycetes; Eurotiales; Aspergillaceae
Product: RWD domain-containing protein
Molecular function (GO): protein binding
Source: RefSeq, a predicted model, not a curated record